AUGGUUUUCUUCAGGUCCAUGGAUGCUCAAUUACCAGAGCCUAUCCUCGGUGAUCCGUAUUCACAGGGGAUCUUGGACAGAUGCGACGUCGACUUGAAGGCAGGUCACUUCAUCAGAGAUGAUCACUUCAUCGAGUACGUUAUGAAUCGGACCAAACACUUAGAUAUUUGGUGCCAGGAGUUCCUCAAUCUACAUUUUGACGAGCCUAUCACGGUCUUACAUCUAGGCUGUGGCCUGGACUGUAGAUACCUGCGUAUGAGGACAAGCACCAACGUCCGGUGGAUUGACGUCGACCAGCCCCGUGUUGUCGAGGCACGGAAUUCCCUGCUCCCACAGCCACCCGGAGAUUACACUCUCCGGGCGCUCCAGGUCACGGUACCAGGCUGGCUAAAAGACCUCCCCAACGACAGAACAACACUGGUGGUGGCAGAAGGCUUGUUCCCCUUCCUCACAGCCACCGAGGGGAAGCAAAUUCUCCACGACAUAGUCAACUACUUCAGCCGCGGCCAGAUCAUAACGGACCACGUGAGUCCUAUGGUUGCACGGCUCUCAAGCUCCAUCAAGUUCCUGCGCACGAGCGGGUCGAGGUUUCAGUGGGGCGUGGGCGACCCAAAGAAGGAAAUCGAGCCCGUACACCCAAAGUUGAGAAUGAAGGGGUCCCUACACUGGCGUGACUUUAUGGAAGAGCAUCCGCCAAUUUUCGGUGGGACUAUGACGAGGAUGAUGGGUGUCUUUUUGCCGGGAUGGGAGAGCAAUCUCAAGCUUCUUCGCUUUGAAUACUGA
Diaporthe citri is the source of this 783-nucleotide messenger RNA. RefSeq lists its product as uncharacterized. Gene Ontology annotation, biological process: methylation. Lineage: Eukaryota; Fungi; Ascomycota; Sordariomycetes; Diaporthales; Diaporthaceae. The transcript has 2 exons. Gene Ontology annotation, molecular function: methyltransferase activity. Bases 1 to 783 code for a protein of 260 amino acids. The record is from RefSeq and is a predicted model, not a curated record.